Molecule: messenger RNA, 1687 nt
Organism: Cynara cardunculus var. scolymus (artichoke)
Lineage: Eukaryota; Viridiplantae; Streptophyta; Magnoliopsida; Asterales; Asteraceae
Product: carboxypeptidase O-like
Exons: 11
Coding region: 122-1438 (438 amino acids)
Biological process (GO): proteolysis
Molecular function (GO): metallocarboxypeptidase activity; zinc ion binding
Source: RefSeq, a predicted model, not a curated record
UCAAAAUAAUGAUAACUACUUGAUCGCGAAGUUGAAAACUUAACGAUAUUGGUAUCCUCGAUUGAAAAAUUCGAAUUGAAACCGUAAUGAUGAGGAGAAACUGUUGUUUUUGUUGAUCCAGAUGGCGUUUUUCCGUCAUCGUCGUCGGCGUUUCAUGAUUUUACCCUGUCUGUUAUUAUUAAUUGCUUGUUUUUCGAUCGCCGAUUGUAUUAGCAGUGUUGAUUAUGCCUCACGAAAACAACAGCAUCCUAUCACGCCUAUCAAUCGUGAUCUUUAUCACACCAGUGGCACUUUAAUGGAAGAGAUAGAACAAUUGGUUAAUCGCCACCAAGAUAGAUUCCAUAUCGAGACAUAUACAAGUAAGAAUAAGGGAUACCAGGCUGAACUUGACGUAGUUACAUAUCGCCAGAACAGGAAUGAGAUUGAAGACAACUCGAAAUUUCGGAUUCUUCUUAGUUUUGGGCAGCAUGCGCGAGAGCUUAUAACAACUGAGCUUGCAUUGAAGAUCUUAUCUAUCUUAAGUGGAGAGCAAUCUCUACCUAAAAGGAACCCAGUGUUGCUGAACAGAACCCUUCAGAAUACUGUUAUAAAGGUGGUACCAAUUGAAAACUUGAAUGGACGCAGGAAAGUUGAAGCAGGAGAACUUUGUGAGCGGAGAAAUGGGAGAGGAGUUGAUCUCAAUCGAAAUUGGAGUGUAGAUUGGGGGAAAAAAGAAGAGGACUUCCGUCCAGAUGAAGAGAAUCCCGGGACUGGCCCUUUUAGUGAGCCUGAGUCUCAGAUGAUGCGUAAGCUCUCAACAUCAUUUGAACCGCACUUAUGGGUUAACGUGCACUCUGGAAUGGAGGCUCUGUUUAUGCCAUAUGAUCACAAAAAUACAACGCCUAAAGGAGUACAAUCUGGCAAAAUGAAGUUGAUUCUUGAAACAUUAAACCACCUUCAUUGUGGAGAUCGUUGUGUGGUCGGAUCAGGGGGAGGGUCUGUUGGGUAUUUGGCACAUGGUACAACAACAGAUUACAUGUUCGACAUUGCAAAGAUCCCCAUGGCUUUCACGUUCGAGAUAUAUGGCGAUGAAAAGGCAGACAUUAACGACUGCUUCAAAAUGUUCAAUCCUGUAGACCAUCCAACCUUCAACAGAGUUCUGGAUGAGUGGUCUGCUGCAUUCUUCACUAUGUUUGAAAUGGGAGCUCACCAGAUGAACUUUCUGCAAGAAAGUCCUUUUAAUGUCGGUAACUUGAUUUCUAUAGACGAUUAUUUAAACGGGUACUUAAUGGAAAGGAAAAGUAGAUACGGAGAAAAGAAGGAGCUGCUUGAUCUUGGUUUGCAGGAAAUCAGAACGUAUUUCAGGCUCUUCUUGUUAUCUUCGGUUCUCUUAUUGUUCAUGUUCUGUUCAAGAAUCACCAAGACUAACAGAUCACUUGUAUCUUCCGUUUCUCUCUGAAGAUCAACAACACAGGAGAAAGGUAUGUAUCAUUAUUCAUGGUUUUUCUCUAUUAUUCUUUUCUUCCAUUCCUUAUUAGCAUAAUAUAAGAAAAUAACUCAUUAUUCAAAUAAAAUGUUAGGGUCUAUUUGUCACUGAUGUUUUUGACAUUUUUCAUUUUCUAAAGUGUUGGUGAUUUUAGUGUCAUCUAGAGUUUUGGUGUAGUGGUAAUUUAUAUGGGAUCGACUAGGUGGUAAGGCAAGCAUAACA